AUGGCGCCGCCUGUGCCGCUCCGCCGCCUGUGCCGCUCCGCCGCCAACGGCCGCGCCGCCACCCCUCCUCCCACCCGACGUGGGGAUCUCACCCCGCCACGCCGGACCGCCGCCGGCCGAGGAGCACCUCCCGGCCGCACCUACCCGUGCGGGCGCCGCGCCGAGAGGGAAAGUCGAGGGCCGCCGGCGCCGGCGCCGCCCGGGCCUUGCCCGGCGACGCACGCCGACGACGGCGGAGGAGAAGGGGAGGAGGGGGAGCUAGACGAGGGGGAGUGGCGGCGCGGCCCCGUGAAUCCACUGUCAGGGACUAGUAUGGGGGACCUGGACGCCAACUACGCCACCUGCUCCCGCCUCACCAAGGAAGCUGCUGCCGCCGGAGUGAAAUUUCUCUGCUUCCCUGAGGUCUUCUCAUUCAUAGGAUCCAAGGAUGGAGAGUCGGUUAAGAUAGCCGAAUCAUUGGAUGGCCCAAUAAUGCAGAGAUACUGCUCACUUGCAAAUGACUCAAGUAUGUGGUUGUCUCUUGGAGGGUUUCAAGAGAAAGGGCCGGAUGAUUCACACCAGUACAAUACUCACGUAUUAAUCGAUGACUCUGGAAAAGUUAGGAGCUCAUAUCAAAAAAUACAUUUGUUUGAUGUCGAUGUACCUGGCAAUAUGGUGUAUAAGGAAAGCCGAUUCACGACAGCAGGUGAUACUGUCGUUGCGGCGGAUAGCCCUUUUGGACGAUUGGGGCUUACGGUUUGCUAUGAUUUGAGAUUUCCAGAGAUUUAUCAAUGUUUGCGUUUUAAGCACCAAGCACAGCUCUUGCUUGUACCAUCUGCGUUCACAAAGGUAACCGGGGAGGCACACUGGGAAAUUCUUCUUCGUGUUCGUGCAAUCGAGACAAAAUGUUAUGUUAUUGCUGCGGCUCAAGCUGGAAAACACAAUGAGAAAAGAGAAAGCUACGGUGAUUCUAUAAUUAUUGACCCAUGGGGAGUAGUUAUAGCUCGACUUCCAGAUCGACUGUCCACUGGAUUUGCAGUAGCAGAUAUCGACUUGUCAAAAGUUGAGGCUGUGCGAACCAAAAUGCCAAUUUCCGAGCAGCGCAAGUUUGACAGCAUCUUGAAAUCCUCAUCAUUGUAACUGCCACGCUUAUUAGAGUCGUCACUAUCAUCUUAUGAGAGAACUGGCCUUGCACGGUUCGCGCUCUUUUCCACAUUCCAGAGAUUCUUCUUGUGUGUAACUGCCAUUUUGUUGAGAAAAUGAUCCAAUAGUUCCAUUACCGACUUCAGU
Messenger RNA from Lolium rigidum, 1269 nucleotides. RefSeq names its product deaminated glutathione amidase, chloroplastic/cytosolic-like. The transcript has 10 exons. The record is from RefSeq and is a predicted model, not a curated record. Gene Ontology annotation, molecular function: hydrolase activity, acting on carbon-nitrogen (but not peptide) bonds, in linear amides. Bases 1 to 1119 code for a protein of 372 amino acids. NCBI's taxonomy places the organism in Eukaryota, Viridiplantae, Streptophyta, Magnoliopsida, Poales, Poaceae.